AUGACGAGAAAAGUGUCAGUGUCGGAGGUGCUACAACACUCGAGCCCCGAGAGUGCGUGGAUCGUGGUCGACGGCAACGUCUAUGACAUGACGGACUUUGCGCCCUCCCAUCCCGGCGGCCCUGAAAUCAUCCAUCAAUACUCGGGCCGUGACGCCUCGGUGCCAUACAACGAGGUCCACGCCCCUUCACUAAUCAAGUCGUCUCUGGAUGCCAAGCACCACGUCGGCACCCUCGAUGCCGCCACAGUCACGGAAUCAUGGACGGCGGCAAACACCCCCGCUCCCCAAGCAAAAGCAGCGUCCUCAAAGCCCCCCCUAGCCGACAUCAUCAACAUGUACGACUUUGAAAAGGCCGCCCACCAGUCAUUCACCAACAAGGCGUGGGCGUACAUCAACGGCGCGUCCAACGACAGCAUCACCCGCGACAUCAACAUCGAGACCCUCAAGAAGAUUUGGUUCCGGCCCGCAGUCAUGAAGAACGUCUCCCGCGUGACGACCAGAACGAGCCUAUUCGGGUGCCGCCUCGACGCGCCCUUCUACGUAGCUCCCACGGGCGCGGUCCGCACCGCCGGUGAAGAAGGAGAAUUAGCCCUCGCCCGAGGCGCCGGCCCGUCCGGCAUCAUCCACUGCAUCUCCACGCCGGCGUCGUACCCGCACGACGAGAUCCUCCAAGCGACGCCCGAGCACGCCUUCUUCCAGCUGUACGUGGACAAGGACCGCGCCAAGUCCGCCAAGCUGCUGCGCCAAAUCAGCGCCAGCGACAAGGUCAAGGCCGUCUUUGUCACCGUCGACCUGCCCGUCGUGUCUAAACGGGAAGACGACGAGCGCGUCAAGGCGGAGAACACGGUCGAGAAGCAGGUCUCACCUGGGCAGGACCAGAAAGGCGCAGGUCUGGCGCGGCAGUCGGGCUCCUUUAUCGACCCAGCCGUCACGUGGGACGACAUCCCCUGGAUCCGGAAACACACUACUCUCCCUGUUGUUGUCAAGGGUAUUCAGAGGUGGCAGGAUGCCCGGACGGCCAUGAGCCUCGGGUGUGAGGGGAUUGUGGUGAGCAACCACGGCGGAAGGGCGGCCGACACGGCGCAGCCAUCUAUUAUUACUUUGCUCGAGCUGCAUAGGAACUGUCCCGAGGUAUUUGGCAAGAUGGAGGUGCUUGUCGAUGGCGGAUUCCGGAGAGGUUCCGACAUUGUAAAGGCCGUUUGCCUGGGGGCCUCGGCCGUCGGGGUAGGAAGGCCGUUUCUAUAUGCUGUCAACUACGGCACCGCGGGCGUGGAGCACGCCGUCGCACUAUUGCGCGACGAAAUCGAGACGGCGAUGCGGCUGUGCGGCAUGACCGACUUGAUGGAGGAGGCUGGUCCUGAUUUCCUAAACACCGCGCCUGUUGAUCAUCUCGUGUAUCAUGGCCCGCACGCGUACCUUGGUCGGAAGCCGAGAACGAGGGCUCGCUUGUAG
Molecule: messenger RNA, 1452 nt
Organism: Metarhizium brunneum ARSEF 3297
Lineage: Eukaryota; Fungi; Ascomycota; Sordariomycetes; Hypocreales; Clavicipitaceae
Product: Cytochrome b2
Molecular function (GO): oxidoreductase activity
Source: RefSeq, a predicted model, not a curated record